CCAUAUUCGAAAACCCACACGUUAAUUAGGUGAGUCAUGCCGCUAACCCCAAAAUGAAAGGUUGAAUUCGUUCGUCGUUGUCUAGAUCAACGACUAAGAAGUGUCACAAAUUUAUUCCGAAGUUUUUGGGCCAUAUAUUUUCCCACUGCGAACGUGGCCAUAUUCCAACUGUGAACGUGGCCAUAUUCCCAGCAAGGAAGUAAAAAAUUUCUUUUUACGACCAAAAAUUUCCAAAACCCUUCACGUACGCAGAGCUGAUCUUCAUGCCUACGAGCAGCGCAGUCUCUCCCUUUGCUUAUUUCAUAAGGUACACACCACUUCUUUCAAAAACAAAACUUUCAAUCGAAUUCUUUGAUGGGUCUCCCUGAAAAAGCACUGGGAACGAUUUGAUAAAAUGUGGGGUUUGUGGAAGUAAGAUUCUAGAACAAGAAGAAAGGGUUUAGAGACAGGGGAUUGAUGAAAGAGGUUGAAGGAAGAAGGGUUUGUCAGGAGUUUUCAGCUGGGUAUUAUGGUCUUUGUGCUGUUGGAGGAAUGCUCAGUGCUGGGACUACUCAUCUUGCUAUUACACCUCUUGAUGUCUUGAAGGUUAAUAUGCAGGUUAAUCCAAUCAAGUACAGUGGCAUUUCUUCUGGUUUUUCUAUUCUUUGGAGGGAACAAGGUCCUUCAUCACUUUGGAGAGGUUGGUCGGGAAAGUUAUUUGGGUAUGGAGUUCAAGGCGGCUUCAAAUUUGGUCUCUAUGAGUACUUUAAGAAGUUCUAUUCCGAUUUGCUGGAAGGCCAUAGUAGAAGUUCCAUAUACUUUCUCAGCAGUGCUUCUGCUCAAGUUUUUGCUGACGUUGCUCUCUGUCCUUUUGAAGCUGUCAAGGUCAGAGUCCAGGCACAACCCUAUUAUGCCAAGGGGUUGGCUGAUGGGUUUCCAAAGUUAUACUACAGUGAAGGUCUUUCGGGUUUCUACAGAGGCCUUUUUCCACUCUGGGGAAGGAAUCUUCCAUUCUCCAUGAUAAUGUUCUCAACAUUUGAGCAUUCAGUGAACUUCAUAUAUCAGAAUAUCAUUCAGCGCAGAAAGGAAGAUUGCUCGAGAACCCAACAGCUUGGUGUUACAUGUUUAGCUGGCUAUACAGCUGGAGCUUUCGGUACUUUUGUCUCAAAUCCAGCUGAUAACAUUGUUUCCUCUCUUUAUAAUAAGAAGGCUGAUAAUGUGCUGCAGGCAGUGAAGAAGAUAGGAUUUGGAAAUCUAUUUAUUAGAAGCCUUCCUGUCAGAAUUACAAUUGUUGGUCCUCUUGUUACUUUGCAGUGGUUCUUCUAUGACACCAUUAAAGUGCUAAGUGGACUGCCUACAAGUGGAGGGAUCAACAACAGGAAAUUGGAAGAAGCAAAACUAUCAACUUAGAGCUUUCUGGUGAAGGCAAGAACUCGUUGAUGGUCAACAGGAGAAUGCAUACUUUGAGAAAAUGUCAAUUACCAGGUUCACACUUAACAAAAACAAGGCAAUUUUUUUGUUAUUAUUAUUAUUUUUAUCUCCUAUUGCCAUUUAAAUAAAUUAAGUUUUGGUUGGGUCUCUGUUGCUUUGCUAAAGCCACAAAAUUUGCUUCUUUUUUGCCUUCCUUUGUUCUUUCUUCCCAACUAGCUGUAGUCUUAGCUGAAGAGUGACAGAAAAACUCUACUUCUGACCAAAUGUCCUGAGGGUUAUAGUAAAUAGCUUACUGGAAUCCUUAUAAUUUUUGUUCGAUCGCAAACUUAUCAGUCGAAAUCUGUAUUAGUCAGAUAUUUGAAUUUCUUCUUUUAUAGAUAUUUUUCCUUCUGGGAGGAGCUGUAGCUAAUGAAGUAGAAUGGUGUUUCUUUUGUUGAUCUGCAUAAGCAGUUGUAUAUGAUGAAAUUAAUAUAGAAAAACACAUUUGCUAUUAUAUAGAUAUAUAUAGAUAUUCAUUAAAGUUCA
Messenger RNA from Cucumis melo (muskmelon), 1935 nucleotides. RefSeq names its product mitochondrial phosphate carrier protein 1, mitochondrial. The record is from RefSeq and is a predicted model, not a curated record. NCBI's taxonomy places the organism in Eukaryota, Viridiplantae, Streptophyta, Magnoliopsida, Cucurbitales, Cucurbitaceae. The transcript has 6 exons. Gene Ontology annotation, biological process: mitochondrial phosphate ion transmembrane transport. Gene Ontology annotation, cellular component: mitochondrial inner membrane. Gene Ontology annotation, molecular function: phosphate transmembrane transporter activity. The coding region runs from base 457 to 1389 and encodes 310 amino acids.